AUGCCCGAUCCUGAACAAGUAGAUACAGGAGCGGCUCAGUUUGCCUGGGGUAAGAAAAGAGGACGUGGGAAGGGAAUGAAUGUACAGUUUUACGGUUCUUUUGCAUAUGACGGCACAGAAUACUCUUUAUAUGACUGCGUAUACCUCUACAAGGAGGGCGAACCAGAGCCCUUUAUUGGCAAACUUAUUAAGAUAUGGGAGCAGCAGGGAAGUCGGAGGAGAGUGAAGAUUCUUUGGUUUUUCCGACCCAUCGAAAUUCGUAAUUUUCUGGGAGAAUACGAGAAACCUCUCAAGAACGAGAUAUUUUUGGCUUCCGGUGAAGGCAUAGGUGUCACUGACGUCAAUCCCCUGGUAAAUUUGAAAAAUAUCCUUCUUUUUUAUGUUUUUUUUCCCAUGUGUGACCGCCUUCUAGAUUUCAUUUAUUUCAUUCGGCAUCAUUAACAUCGUGGUACAUUAACAUCUAGUAGCCGGGAUCAACACAGAGAAAAUGACCCGUGAAUUCUACAUUAAAAAACAUAUCUAGCUGCCUUCUAUUUUGUAAUGUUGCUUUAAAAUUAAAGAUUUAUUUCGGUUGGAUUAAUGCAAUGCUGGCAAGUGAUGAAUCUGAAGAACCUGACGUACAGAUGCUGGAAAAUUAUUUUUCAAUUAAUAUUUUUUUGGAAGUUAUUGUAAAUAAUUUUCAAUUAACAUGAUAAAUCUCUCCAGAUAUUCUUUUUAGGUCUCGAUUUUGAUUAAUAGGGGGAGCGAGGAGUCAUUUGACGCCUCAAAAGUUAGUUUUUUCUAGGCUUUUUGUCUCUUUUUCCAUGCAACCUGAAGCUGUUCGGAAGGAACGUGCUCUUGGAGUGCCGAUGGUUAAUCUGAGGAUGUUGGAACCAAUGAAUGGCAAGGCAAAGAUGAAUACGAUCAUAAACGAUGAAUAAACGGUUAAUUACAUGUAAUCACUCCGGUCAACAAUAAUCCCGGUACAGUGCAAUUAGGAGGUUCUAAUGAUCGCCAGAUCCAUUUAUUGUUUCUGUCAUCAACUAAUUCAUCACUGACAAUAAUUGGACUUCAAUACAGGUUCAUCUCUGACACUAAUUAGAUAUGAUUUUUUAGGUCUGUUCCUUGUGGUCGAAGACUAAUAACUGAUUCUUUCCUUAGUGUUUCUAUAUCAAGUAGCGCGUCUGCCUUCAGACGAAAAUUUUAACUGCCAUUUUCUUCACAAUCUGUUGCUAUUAGCCCCACAGUCAUUUUAUUAAUGCUUGGUUUAACGAAUUUUCUUUCGCUUUUCUGCUUUGCUAUUCUCAUUUGAAAUAAAAUCAUUAGACUAGCAGUUCGAGCUAUCAUGAUCACCAUUUGGAGUGUAGUUACAGCAAUGAGCUACUGUCAAGCCACUGAUUAAUCUAUGGGGAGCUUUCAUGUUAUAUUGUAAGAGGUUUUGACUAAAGGUGCAUCGUCAGCAUUGUAAAUCACAUAUGCGAAUAAAUUUAUGGAUAAAAUGCAUUAUAUGACCUAGCUGAUUUCGGAUUUCCAUUGCUUGAUGAUUAGAUUACUUCUUUUGGAUACUUUCCUUCGUCCCAUCCUCGUGGUUGAAAUUCUGGAAACAUCUUGGCAUCAAAUAAAUAUCGUGCUUGUUAUUCUACAUAUCCUUUAGCUUGAUUGUUGCAGUUAUGAUAAUAGUUAACCUCAUUUAGGAAGCUAUUGCGGGCAAAUGCAAUGUCAUCUGCAUCUCCAAGGACCAGAGAAAUCGUCAGCCUUCAGAUGAAGAGCUGAAAGUAGUUGAUUACAUUUUUUAUCGCACCUUUGAUGUUGGAAGUUACACAAUAUCUGAUGAAAUAGGAGAGACUAUUGCUGGAGUGGAAGGUAGCCACAUCUAUUUUUUUCUCCCUUUCCUGUGACACCAUCUUCUGUGUUGUUUUAUUUCCUGACGUGGAGUUCACUAUGUUUCAGCUACGUAUAUUUUCAAUUUUAAAGAAGGUUUGAGUGAUAAUGCUGCAGAUGGGAGGUCUGCCAUCAAUGGACCAAGUGAGAAGUCUUCUCACACAGUUGAUCUUGUUCUGGAAGCCGAACAGAGUAUAGGAAAUAUUCAUUCAAUUGAAAAACCCAUUACAAAGAGUGAGCUAGUGCUAGGUAAAGAGGUCAGGAAGGCUGAUCUCUCAGAUGCACUUAACGAUAGAAGCUCUAAGAGAAUGAGACUGUCAGAUGCUUCCAGAAUGCAGAAGAGUGACAUGGGAUCAUAUGGAACUGAGGAAAAGGCUUGUGCAAUUGCCACCACACCUUCUACCGACAAGGCCAAGCUGAAGCUUGACAAUGACUUACUUCGGCUCAAGAAAGGGUCGACUGGGAAAUUGAAGCCUGAUGCAGUGGCUGACAGACCUGCUGGUGAAACAUUUAACACAUCAACCCCUGAUCUUUCCUUGCAGAAGAGACAAAAUACAAAUGAGACUGUAGAAAUGCCCAAAAGACCAGGCGUGGUAAGAAUAUGAAGGAAUGCAUGCACGUUGAACGUUAUUUUGUCACAGAAUUUGUUGUUUCCCUUUUGGCGCUGGCUACAGUUAUCUUAUGUCUCAAUGAAGUUUUCUCAUACUUCACCUUUGUAACUCUUUUCUGUGUUUACCAUUACAGGAUACGAGUAAAUGGUUCGUUGGUCCCGUGAGUUGACUCUCCUCUUUAACGUUUCUCUACACAUGCUAUCUUCUUUGGUCAAACAGUUCAUUUUUCCCUCGGAUUUCGUGGUGCCUAGCUUGGUUGGUUACCGAUGUUGAUGACACUGAAAAUCAUGAUUUCAUUGUUUGAAGACAUUAUCCGUUUUACUCAAGUACUUGGGUAUUAACCACUCUGGUUCCUCAGUCUAUUAAUCAUCUUUUGCUGAAAUCGCUUGCUUUUCUAUAUCUGUAAUUGCCAAAUUCCCUGAUAUUAUGGAAACCCUUUUGCUACUUUAAGUCAUUCAUAAUUUUCCUGUUUCUUGUGUAUGUUAGAUGCUGAUAGAUUGCAUAGAAUCUUGACAUGAUUGGUUCCAUUAACUUUGAGAUGGUACUGAUGUUCGAUGGACAUAAGUUAAUGCAAACUCUAUCCACUGAAUCCACUAAAUGAAUCAAACCAUGAUUCGAAUCACUGCAGUCAGAACCGCCAGAGAUAUUGAAUACUGAAAUUUUCAAUCGUAUCUUUGUGCACUCUUUUAAACAGUCCAGCAUGUAGCAUGUGUUUGUAACGUGAAUUUAUUGAUGAUGGAUAAGACUUCUGACACAAAAUUUAGAAUGUGUAUGUGAUAGGACUCCCAGGAUAUUGGUUUGAAAUCGAGGGGAAUAGAGAGAGUAAUCACAAGAAUCUAAGGAAGAGCAGAUUGAAAUAGAAAAGGGGAAAGGAAGUAGGGAAGGGUUCCGAAGGAACUCUAGAACCAGUUCAGGGGCGAAUUUUGGAGCACCCCUAGCUCUCCCAAGACCACUUCCAAAAGUGCCCACCAUGAGGGCCCCUCAGGGACCUUAAACCGACCUCCUUACUGGGCUCCUUGGGCCACCUAGGAGUUUACCUUCCCUCUCCGGGUGAAAGUAACCCGGGCAGUGGGCCUGGUAAUGGGACCGACAGUUUCGGACCUAACAGAAUGAUGCAUUAGUGCCUUUGCAUUUGGCAUUAUGGGAUUAUGAAGACAUAAUUAGAAAAUUCACUUCAAAGCACAUAUUCAUGAAUUCCAUUACCAUAUUUUCCACAUUGCCAUCUCAUAAUCAAAAAUUCUGUAAGUAUCAUUAUCUUGUCUUAUUUGAUAAUUUUUGAAGGUUUUUUCUAGUUUAAUUUUCUAAUCAAUUUUAACCUCGGAUUUCUUUUAAUCAACGUGUUAAUGAGACUUAUUUUUAAAUGGCUGAAGUUUGAGGAGAAUUAUGCUAAAUUAUAUUGAAAGUUACUCUAUAAUACAAACUUUGGAUAGAUAGGUAUUCUUUCUUUUCUGGCUGCAUUUAAAAUUUCAGCUUCCCCUUAUAUUUUUAAUGUUAUUUUGUCACAAUGGAGGAAAUUUUGUCACAAUGGAGAGAUUUUGUCCCCUUAUAUUUUUAAUGUUAUCACCAUGGAGGAAUUUUUGUCAAUUUUCACUCUUUUGUCACGGAAAAAGUGAUAUACUGCCGUUCUCUUAAACAUUCAUUUUCGUCAUUCUUCACUUCUCAGUUAUACUUCUGUGAACACAGCUCUAGUUUGUGACUAUUACUGCUGAAAGUAAAACAUUUUGCGAAUGCUUUGAUGUAACUUUUGUUGGUCCCAAUUGAAUUGCUUUAUGUUGCCUAAUGUCACAGUUGUUCAGAAUCAAGAUUAGUCGUUUGACCUAAUUCAAGAGACUUCUUAACGCUGAACUCUGAUUUAUCUGAUUGAUCAGUUAAUGUCAUAGAGAUAUUUUUGCUCUUCUUGCUGCUCAACUGCUCUGUCGAACAAGCCAGGUUUUGUCAUGGACUUAUAGAGGAAUCGUGUUUACCAUUGUUCUUCGUUCACAAGCUUAAAAGAUGAUACUCCUAAACGUGUCAUGGCCUGGGACAAGCAGCCAUCUUACCUUUUUUCAAUUGCUUUGCAGCCCUGGGAGACUCGAAUAUGGGAAGCUCAGGGACAAGGAACUCUUGUGCUGCUUGAAAAUUUUGAUUUAGUGCACACAUCAGAAGAGAUAGAGGUAUUGCCAUAGGACCUGUGGUUAAAACAAUUAUUUUGUGUGUAUUUCUCAAGACGCUGGAUACAGUGUCAUCAUUCAUGCUGUAUGGGAUCCUUUUUUUCACUAGGUUACCAGAAUGCACCACUUUCAUGAUUGGAAAUUUCUAGAAUCUUGACGUAUUUUUCUAAGUUCUUGAAUGAUUAGACUAUGCUUAAUCCCUUAUUAUUCAGUCUCGUGUUUAGAAUAUUACAUUUCGUUUCUUGUGUAAAAAUUAGUCAUUGUUUUACUAUUGGUUAUGUAUUUUUCCACUGGUAGCAGUUUUUUUGGUACAGCCUUUGGAGCAUCUCAUUGCACUAACGCUUGGAUUUUUUAAAAUGAAGCAAAUGAUAUAUUAAUGGCUUCAUUUCUCAGUUUUAUGCAUCUGCUAAGUGGAGAUUCAUUGUUUUAUGAGGACAGGGUAUUCAGAUGAUUUAACAACAAGAACACUAUUGAAGAUUUUCCACAAGACAAUAUCUUCUCCUCUUCCCUUUGGGUUUAGACGGGAAUCAAUAUUCUGAAAAUGGUCGUAGCCCUCUAGCUUAAAUAGGCAUCAUGUUUUUCUGUUGUUUUUUCUCUUAUGAGAGAUUUCGUUAGUAUCUUUCCUUUCUAUGGUUCAUGGCUUCUGUGCUGAUUCUAUUUUGUCUCUUGGGUAUGGAUAUUCUAUAUUCUCAGGACUUGAUUUUCCAUUGCUUCAAAAAGAAGUGCGCUGCAAGGAUGAUAGAGUGGUCUACGUUUUCGUGUCCCUAUCAUGGUACGAUAAAUUUUAAGCUUCGUUCUUUUUGCUUUACUAAAUAGCUUUCAUCUAUUGGUGCUUGUAUGGCACAAUAGAUAGCGCAAUUUCUUGAAGGAUUUAACAUAAGUUAUGUGGUGGGUCUCUAUUUUCAUUGCAGUUGUGAAAAACUCGGUCUAUGCGUGACACAAAUGGGGUGUGUGUAAUGCUUGUGUUUCAGGUCGUGCAUUAAUUAUUUGCAAAAACAGAGGGGAUGCAGAAGAAAUAGUUAACAAGCUUAAGGCAAAUGUCCUAAUGCUCUCAAAUGGAAGGUAUCUUCUCUUUGCUUCUGGAUCUGUACAUUGGGUUCUUGUGAUGAAUUGUGAAUGCCGAGAUUCCAGUUUAGACUGAUCGUUUGAAUAGUUUCAGAAAGACAACUCAAUAAAUUUCACUAGUUAAAUAACAGUUCGGUAUUUUCUUUUUGUGCUUAUGGAUGAACAUGCAUGCCCGCCACUUAUCUCUCAUUUGUUUUGACAUCCUCACGUGUGAGCUAAGCGAUGGUAGGGAGAGUUGUACGGUUUAUGCACAUUAAUCAAGCUCCCAUCAGAUGAUCGGUUUGUCUGGAGUUUAUAUCAGAUUAUCCAGUUACACAAUAUAGGCAGCGGUAAGCGGAAAAUCACUACUGUUUAAUGAAUACAUACCAUAGGAACGUGUGAUAGGGUGGCGUCAAGAGAUGGGUGUUGAUCUCAAAUUUCACUUCUUUUUUUUGCUUAUGUCAUGAAUGUUUCAACAGAAGAUUCACAAGAACUCUCCUCUGAGCGCUUGGUUAUCUGUUGAUGACAAUCCUCUUGGACGGCUCCCAAUCGAAAACUUGAUGGAAAGGAAAGGAAAACUUGAACUGUGGGGUAUUAGCCUGACAGAGGAUGCAAAACUGACCAAUCGAAACGACAUGUUGAACAGUCUUAACCCUGGUGGUUGAUUCUUGGUGCUCAGGAUCUUGUCCAUAGGAUACUCUGCUUAGUGGCUGAUAUUCAACCACUCGAAUCGAGUUCGAAUUGUGGACUAAUUCACAUUUUGACCGAGAGGAUAGCUCUGCGACUGAGGGAUCUUUUCUUCAAAAUAAUAGAAAUCCAGAUCGCCGUUAGUCAGUCGAGGGGUCCAUUUUAAAGGGUAAUGGUUGCUGACAGGGAUUAGUUGACUGAGGAAACACAACAGAGUUAGUUGGCUUGCGCCAUAGUCUCUAAACUAUGUGACGUUCCUCUUGACUGAGAUGGUUCGGAUGUGCCUAAUGCUGACAAACUAUGGCACUGAUUUUAUCGGAACUUUGCCCCGAAGAUAUAAACUAGUGCAAAAAGUCGGUAAUCUUGAUAUGAAAGGUCUGGCGUGGUGUAUACAUCUGACCAACCAAAAGGGAAAAAUAAAGUGUGAAAAUACUUAGAACUUUAAAUCAGUAGGAACAUAUUUUGGAUGUCAUCAUGGCACUCUUUCUUGUUAUAAAGAUCCUCCAUUUAUUUACUAUGUCAUUUAAUCGAAGAAGGCACUGGAAACCCGAUGCUUCUGAUGGCAUUAAUGAUCAUGCUUUAGUUUGCAUGUGCCUUUCGUCCUCUUGUGAGGGAUGAGGCGUCAGCUGGAGAAAUAUUCCCAGCACUGCAUCCGAAGACCAUAGAAGCUCGCGGUGACAGCCUCACUAUCCUCCAUCCCACGUGAUCAUUUGUCCUUGAUUUCCACCUUUGGUCUUCGAUGCUUGAAUCAGCUCAUACUCAAAUGGUUCGUCUCCACCUGUGUCCCUUGAAUCUGCUGUGAGCAUGGGUAGCAUGGACCAAAGGCCUUGCCUUGGCGAUGCUGACUGUGCAGCACAGCUUCGAGUAAACAAGCUGCUCUCAAAUGUUGGGAUGCUGGGUACAUGAGUAAAUGUGAAGUUGGGGCGCUUGAUCGAUCCUUUUGCCUCGUGGUUUCAGGCCUCUUGUUGGCCGGAUGGCCAAUCUAAGGCCGCCCGGAAAGGCUUGCAAGUUCUACGGUCACUACUUCAUCGAGAAAGUCAGGCGGCAGAUGCAGCGAGAAGAAGCGGUGAUCAUCCUCCCCCCCCCCGGUCCCCAAUCCUGGUCCAUGAUCCUUGAAAUUUGUGCGCUCGCUCCAUGUCGACUUACGCUUUGGAUGAUCUUGUUCAGAGGAAUGCAGUGUCGACAUCUCACUGUUCUCAGCCCAACACACUGGAAUUUGAAAUGGGAAUCGAGUGGAUGCUGCUGCACGAGAAAUCGGCGAGCUGGUGGAGGGAGCUGCACGAGGUCCACCAGCGUCAUCCGUGAUUUUUCCAACUAUUAUAGUCAUUUUUUUCCCUUUUUCCUCUUUUUGUUUUUUAACUUCAGAUGGGUCCAUCCCCUCCCACACAGGAACAUGAGGAGGAGGUUAAGCUAACGGCCAGGGCGCCGCCAAAGAAGUAG
Spirodela intermedia is the source of this 7792-nucleotide messenger RNA. The record is from the annotation of a GenBank genome assembly. Lineage: Eukaryota; Viridiplantae; Streptophyta; Magnoliopsida; Alismatales; Araceae.